CCGUUAUUAUACAAAUCUAGUAUCUAACAAAAACUAUUCUGGCAACACUGGUCAAUGUCAAAAUUGCCAAAUUAUAAUUAGUAGGGUUAGGGUUAUAAAAACAUUUUCUUUUCUACAAUACAAUAUUUUCGUCAAAUCUCGCAAAAUGGGUAAAUUAGAAUUAGUCCAAUCACUAAAAACCGAUUCUGGCAGAAUAUGGAACGUCAGUUGGCACCCCAAGGGCACAGCACUAGCCUCUUGCGGUGAAGAUAAAUCGAUCAGGAUAUGGACCAAAGACCUCAGAGGCAAAUGGAUAAACAAAGUGGUUCUAACAGACGGUCACAAACGCACGAUAAGACAGAUUGCCUGGUCCCCAUCUGGUAAUUAUUUAGCCUCCGCCAGCUUCGAUGCGACUACGUGCAUUUGGGAUAAAAAAUGUGGCGAGUUCGAGUGUAAUGCCACUUUAGAAGGCCACGAUAACGAAGUUAAAAGCGUAGCUUGGUCUAGCUCGGGACUGUUUUUAGCUACGUGCAGCAGAGACAAGUCUGUAUGGGUUUGGGAAGUUAAUGAUGAGGACGAGUACGAUUGCACUUCUGUGAUCAAUUCUCAUACCCAAGAUGUUAAAAAGGUAGUUUUUCACCCUAGCGACAACUUUUUGGCAUCCUGUUCCUAUGAUGACACCAUCAAACUAUACAAAGAUGAACCUAGUGAAUUCGAAUGGAUUUGCUAUGAAACCCUAAAAGGCCACACUUCGACUGUAUGGAGCAUCAGCUACGAUUCCACAGGCACUCGCCUGGCUUCCUGCAGUGAUGACUGCACUGUAAAAAUAUGGAAGGAAUACCCAACAGGAUUCCCGCCUGGGAACGGCGGCCCCACGUGGAAAUGCAUCUGCACUUUAGAUGGGUACCAUGACAGGACAAUAUAUGAUAUAAGUUGGUGCCAUUCCACUGGUUUAAUAGCAACCGCUUGCGGCGAUGACUGCAUCAGGGUGUUCAAAGAGGACGCCGGUUCUGAUUCGGACGCUCCCACUUUCAGUAUGGUUACCAAAGAAAAGGGGCACAACCAGGAUGUGAAUUGCGUUACGUGGAACCCUGAAGUACCGGGUUUGUUGGCGUCGUGCAGCGAUGACGGGGAUAUCAAAUUGUGGGAGUUUAAGAAAUAGAAUUUAGAUGGAAUUAUACAAUUUUUGUACAAAGUUGUUUUUUUUAUUAUUAUUAUUAUUAUUAUUAUUAUUAUUAGCGGUUUAGUGUAAGUUUCAUUUUGUUUUUUUUUUUAAGGUUUGUUGUUGGUUAUCUAGAUCAAAAAAUGUAUUUAAAGACUUGGAUAGUUUUGUAAAUAUGUAAAAUAAACAUUGGAAGUAUA
Psylliodes chrysocephalus is the source of this 1341-nucleotide messenger RNA. NCBI's taxonomy places the organism in Eukaryota, Metazoa, Arthropoda, Insecta, Coleoptera, Chrysomelidae. The record is from the annotation of a GenBank genome assembly.